Sebastes umbrosus (honeycomb rockfish) is the source of this 1141-nucleotide messenger RNA. RefSeq names its product jumonji domain containing 8 (gene jmjd8). The record is from RefSeq and is a predicted model, not a curated record. Gene Ontology annotation, cellular component: cytoplasm. Lineage: Eukaryota; Metazoa; Chordata; Actinopteri; Perciformes; Sebastidae. Bases 71 to 871 code for a protein of 266 amino acids. The transcript is spliced from 10 exons.
UGGCUCUCAGACCGGAAGAGAGGAGACGGUUCAUUCUGCCAGCUGUUCUGUUAAAUGUGUGUUUUUGUUGAUGGAAUAUAACAGAUUAACUACAUGGACACAGAUUGUUCUGGUCUGUUUCAUCGGACUGAAGGCAGAGGAGCCGUCCGGUGGCUGGUCUUUAAAGUCAGAUGUCAGAUUGCAGGAUGAAGGUCUCUGUAACAUCGAUGUGUUGGAUAGCUCCUCACUCUCACAUCAGCAGUUCAUUCAAAGAUAUGCGUACAGCAGGCCGGUGAUCCUCAGAGGUCUGACUGAUAACACGAGAUUCAGGUCCUCGUGCUCCAAGUCCAGUUUACUAGAAGAAUAUGGCGCCCGGAGAGUUCGGCUCAGUACAGCCAACACUUACUCUUACAAGAAAGUGGACGUCCCUUUGCAGGAGUAUGUGGACAUGUUACUGAGGCCUCAGUCUGCAGACGCCCUCGGCAGCGACACGCUGUAUUUCUUUGGAGACAACAACUUCACAGAGUGGCAGAGUUUGUUUGAGCUGUACGAGGCUCCGCCGUACGUCCUGCCUCACACCAGCGGAGCGUACAGCUUCGGCAUCGCAGGUCCUGGAACCGGAGUCCCCUUCCACUGGCACGGUCCGGGUUACUCUGAAGUCAUCUACGGAAGAAAGCGGUGGUUCCUCUACCCGCCUGACAAGGAGCCUCAUUUCCACCCGAACCGGACCACCCUGGCCUGGGUGACGGAGACCUACCCCCAGCUGACGGAGGACGAGGCUCCGCUGGAGUGCACCAUCAGACCUGGAGAGGUGCUGUAUUUCCCCGACCGCUGGUGGCACGCCACCCUCAACCUGGACACCAGCGUCUUCAUCUCCACCUUCCUCGGCUGAGCUUCGUCUCCAGCUCUACUUCUACUUAAAGGAAGUCAUUGCUGCAGACUGACGGGAGGAGAAACACUCACAUACAGAAACACCGUAUUUAUAGUCUGAAGCACCACAGUUACAUUCCAACUGAAUCUUCUUUUGUUGUUCUUCAUUUUAAACAUGUUUUCUAAUGAUAUAACAAUAAAAAUGUGUGUUUGGAGCCUCACACACAAUGACUAUGGAGGACGGAACCUGCCAAAAUCAAAAAAAUAAAUCAAUAAUUAUAUAAAUGACUCA